AUGGAGUUUAUGUGCUUUGAGGGCGCUCUUUGCCAUCAUAAGAAAUUGUUCAUUAUCGUUUACUUCAUUGUCCGUCGCUACGACCUGCCUUUGAGGCGGGGCUGCGUUAGUUCGAACGGGAAAAGAGUUUUCAAGGAGAACCGUUCGCUCGACGGCGCGGCAAUGUCUCCGCAGUUUAAUCCGCCAUCGGAUAGAUCAUAUCCAGCAGUCGCACGCGCGCCUGACUCACCGUACGCCGACACAUGUAAGACGGUAAGCCACACACGGUGCCUGUGGACGGGCGGCGGUGAGUCGAUAAAUAGUCUAGUUUACGGCGACCAGCUUUAUUUGCUCGCAGCCAUAGUUCCUCGGCUUUUAUGCGUAUGCGCGCUUAUUGAUUUGCGCGCUCGUGACACGACAAUUACACGAGGAAUUGUUUAUAAUAAUUGCUAUUGUGCCCCAACAACCCACAUCGCCCCGAAGCAGCCAGCGCUCCGUGAACGAGCGACCUAUUUGCUAUCGUUCGCCCAGUCCCGACCGACUUCGCGGAACAAUACGACGCACUUAUAUCCAACGGUCUCCGUUUACAACAAGCCGACCGAG
Molecule: messenger RNA, 582 nt
Organism: Iphiclides podalirius (scarce swallowtail)
Lineage: Eukaryota; Metazoa; Arthropoda; Insecta; Lepidoptera; Papilionidae
Source: the annotation of a GenBank genome assembly